Messenger RNA from Rubroshorea leprosula, 1027 nucleotides. Lineage: Eukaryota; Viridiplantae; Streptophyta; Magnoliopsida; Malvales; Dipterocarpaceae. The record is from the annotation of a GenBank genome assembly.
CGGUUUUUCCCUCCAUUUUGCGUCGUCAUCUCCAGAAUCUUCAAAAACCUUUCUCCAUCUGUACAGACUGCAGAAUCAACAAUCGUUCAAGAGAAGUCGAGGAGUAAGGAAAUCGAAAAUGGAGGAGUACCUGAAUUACAUGAAGACAUUGCGCUCUCAGAUGAGCGAUGUGGAGGAUCAGGCUGCCAAGAUUUCCGUAGAAGAGCAGAUGCACAUCGUUACCAUUCAAACCAUGGAAAAUGAUCUCAAUUCUGCAAAAUCUGAAACGAAGCAACUUAAAGAUGAUGCUGAGCAGAUGAUGACCCUAGAGCUUAUUCAACAGGAACGAGUCAGCUUAUCUGCCAAACUUAAAGAUAAGAGGGCUUACUACAGCAAGGUUGCUGAGGAUAUUAGCCACAAAUUGCAAGAACAACAGGACUGGGUCAAUUCCAUCAAAGUCAGCAGAAACAUGGGAGAGCAUGGAUUCAGUCUCUUAAAGGGAUACCUGGCAUUCAUAGCCAUCUCACCAUGGAAGAAUGAAGUGCAGAAGGACCUGAUGGCUAAAUUGGACUCUGCUAAAGCCAAGCUUGAUCAGAUUGCACAAAUGAAAGCCCAACUGGUUUCAGAGAAUUUCAAGGUGCAGCGGUCUCUUAAGGAAGUGAACUGCAGGGCAAAUGUUUUUAAGCCAGAGCUACUAGCAAUGGAUAUUUCGACCCUAGAAGAAGAACAAAAGGCCCUGUUAUCAGAUAAAAGUGGGGAAGCUGAGUUUCUACACUCACUGCAGGAUCAAAUCAAACAAGUUGAGGGAAUUUCUCACGUGAUCAAAUGUGCGUGCGGAGAAGAGUUCAAGGUGGAUCUCUGUAUAUGACAAAACAUGAAACAUGUGUCUAGAAACCUUGGAGAACUGGAAACAGAAUUACUAAUCCUGUGCAGGUACUCUUACAGGAAAUAUGUAGUGAGAAGUCUGUGGUUGUAAUGCAGUGAAUUUUAGUUAUCUGGUAAUUGCUGUUUUAAAGACAAAACUAGACAAGAAAUGUCAUCUAAGCUA